AUGACAUCUUUUUGGGACCCAAUAAAAAAAUUUAUUGGUUCCUAUAAGGCAUUUACAACAGGUGCAACCCUUAACAACGACGAUUUAAUAAACCAUGAAGUUGUAACAACAGUCAAGUUUGAGAAUAAUGGGGCUGUAACUCGCGUUAAGAGUGAUUGCAAAGUUAAAAGUGAACUGCAGCAGGAAGACGAGUUCACCUCAUAUUUCAUUAAUCAGCCUCUUCUGUUGUACGAUGAAUGUAUGGAAGACAAAAGUAACGUCCUUAACGUACGAGUAAGUGAGUUUCCUGCAGACCAUGAUACUGAUUUCCAUUGUUUCCAAUGUGACUAUGUGUCAAGUAUCAAAAGCAAUCUCAGAAAGCACAUCUUAAGGCACAGAACUCUGAGAAACUUAAAAUGUGACCAUUGCGAUUAUGUAACGAAUGAUAAGGAUAAUUUGAGACAGCAUGUCAGGAGACACAAUGAUAAAAAGGAGUACAGAUGUUCCCUUUGCAGUUAUGCCACAAAUGCCAAACACUCGUACAAUCGACAUCUCUUAAAACAUAACGCUCUGAAAGACAUUAAAUGUGACCAGUGCGAUUAUUGCACACAUACAAAGGACAACUUAAAGCAACACUUACUAAUUCACUACAACGAGAAGAAAUUUAAAUGCGACCAGUGCACUUUCGAAACUCACAUUAAAAAGUACCUGAAACGACACGCCCUCAAUCACAAACCAACCACAGACUUUAAUUGCUCCUACUGCCCCUACGCCACAAACGUCAAAAGAAAUCUCAUAAAGCACAUCUUAAGGCACAUAACGCCGAGAAAUUUAAAAUGUGACCAUUGCAAUUAUGUAACGAACGAUAAGGACAACUUGAGACACCACGUUAGGACGCACAACGAUAAAAAAGAUUACACGUGUUCCAUAUGCGGUUACGCCACAAAUGCCAAAAACUCCUACACUCGACAUCUCUUAAAACACAGCGCUCUGAAAAACAUCAAAUGUGACCAGUGCGCCUAUGCUACACAUUCCAUGGCAAACUUAAACCAACACCUACGAACGCACCAAAACGAGAAGAAAUUUAAAUGUGACCACUGCGCUUUCGAAACUCACGUUGAAAUGUACCUGAAACGACACGCUCUCAAUCACAAAUCGACCACGGACUUUAAAUGCUCGUACUGUCCAUAUGCCACAAACGUAAAAAAAAACUUCAACAAGCACUUCUCGAACCACAGAAAGGAGAGCUCUGUGACUGCACGACGAGCUUCUGCAAAAACGAGCAACACGGGAGAUUGCCCUAAACGUAAAUGUGGAAUAGUGAAAAUGUCAACUGUCACAAUCAGUGGAUUUGUUGAAGUUGAGCCAAAACGAGAGGAAGAAGAAGAAAGUGCAACCGUUAACGGCGACGUUUUAAUAAAGCACGAGGUUGCGACUGAGGAUAAUGGGAGUGCGAGUGGCAUCAAGAGUGAGCUCAAAGUUAAAAGGGAAACACAGCAGCAGGAAGGCGAAGUCGCCUCGUAUUUUAUUAAGCCUCUUUUGUUGUAUGAUGAAUGUAUGGAAGACAAAAGUAAUGUUCUUAACGUAGGGGUAAAUGAGUCUCUGCACACUGAUUUCCGGUGUUUUCAAUGUGAUUAUACAUCAAGUAUGAAAAAAAAUCUCAGGAAGCACAUCUUAAGGCACAUAACGCCGAGAAAUUUAAAAUGUGACCAUUGCAAUUAUUUAACGAACGACAAGGACAAUUUGAGACAGCACGUCAGGACGCACAACGCUAAAAAAGAAUACACAUGUUCCAUUUGUAGUUACGCCACAAAUGCCAAGCACUCCUACAGUCGACACCUCUUAAAACACAACGCUCUGAAAGACUUAAAAUGUGACCGGUGCGCUUACGCCACGCAUUCAAAGGGCAACUUAAAGCAACACCUACUAACUCACCGAAAUGAGAAGAGAUUUAAAUGUGACCAGUGCACUUUCGAAACUCACGUCGAAAUGUACCUGAAACGACACGCCCUCAAUCACAAACUAACCACUGACUUUAAGUGCUCGUACUGUCCCUACGCCACAAAUGUAAAAAAAAACUUCAAGAAGCACUUCUCGAAGCACACAAGAGAAAACUUAAAAUGUGAACACUGCGACUACACUACGAGCGUUCGCGAGAAUCUGAAGCAACACCUGCUGACUCACAGGGCGCUGAAGGACUUCGAGUGCGUGCACUGCGAGUUUCGAACGAACACCUUGAAGUACUUAAAGCAGCAUCUCGCGACGCACAAGAACUCGAAGGAGUUUAAGUGUUUCGGUUGCGAGUACAAGACUAGUGUAAAGGGACGUUUAAAGCGGCAUCUUUUAAGUCACCGAAUUUCCGCUGUGAAUGGGGUAGUUCCCAUAAAUUAAGUGCUUGAAAUUUAUAGCUAUCUAUUUUAUUUAAAUUUUGAUAUGUAUAUUAAAAUAAAU
Messenger RNA from Photinus pyralis (common eastern firefly), 2430 nucleotides. Its product is annotated as zinc finger protein 729-like. Gene Ontology annotation, molecular function: DNA-binding transcription factor activity, RNA polymerase II-specific; RNA polymerase II transcription regulatory region sequence-specific DNA binding. Gene Ontology annotation, cellular component: nucleus. The record is from RefSeq and is a predicted model, not a curated record. Gene Ontology annotation, biological process: regulation of transcription by RNA polymerase II. The coding region runs from base 1 to 2370 and encodes 789 amino acids. The transcript has 3 exons. NCBI's taxonomy places the organism in Eukaryota, Metazoa, Arthropoda, Insecta, Coleoptera, Lampyridae.